Messenger RNA from Microdochium trichocladiopsis, 1279 nucleotides. RefSeq names its product ras family-domain-containing protein. The transcript is spliced from 6 exons. NCBI's taxonomy places the organism in Eukaryota, Fungi, Ascomycota, Sordariomycetes, Xylariales, Microdochiaceae. Gene Ontology annotation, molecular function: GTPase activity; GTP binding. Bases 399 to 1025 code for a protein of 208 amino acids. The record is from RefSeq and is a predicted model, not a curated record.
GGCCGUCAUGUGCCGCUAGUAGCCAUUGGGAUACCUGAAGGUCGCCAGCCACCGCACGCUGGGAGGGACCGACAAGCCAACGUUGGAAGCCUUCUGGACCCAGGGCUGGCUGGCUGGGUCUACUCCAUACUCCGCCUAUCGUCCAGCGGAAAGGGGGCGGAUCGCCACCAGCACCAGUACUGAGCCAGUCGCUUCCUAAAGGCCGUCUCCGUUGUUGCAUUGAGCUCCCUGUUCCCACCGCUCCCACUCCUCACUUAUUUGCUUAAAGACGCACGACGACAAGCUUCUACGUCUGCGCGCCGCGCGACCUCUGACAACUGCGACCUCGCUGCUAUCCACCACCCUCGACGACACAACCGAUUCCUCCAGUCGAUCGCCCUCGUGGCAGCACCGCAAACAUGGCACAGGCAGCUGGGUCCUACAACAACCCGCUCAAGAAGUUCAAGCUGGUCUUCUUGGGCGAACAGAGCGUUGGCAAGACGUCUCUGAUCACACGUUUCAUGUACGACUCGUUCGACAACAUGUACCAGGCCACAAUCGGCAUCGAUUUCCUCUCUAAGACCAUGUACCUGGAGGACCGCACCGUGCGCCUGCAGCUAUGGGAUACGGCCGGCCAGGAGCGCUUCCGUAGUCUGAUUCCUAGUUAUAUUCGAGACUCGAGUGUCGCCGUCGUUGUAUACGAUAUUUCAAAUGCCAAGUCGUUCCAGAACACACGGAAAUGGAUAGACGACGUGCGCGCCGAGCGCGGAAACGACGUCAUCAUCGUGCUCGUCGGCAACAAGACGGAUCUCAACGACAAGCGCGAGGUCACGACGCAGCAGGGAGAGGAUGAGGCCAAGAAGAACAACCUCAUGUUUGUCGAGACGAGCGCGAAGCUCGGCCACAACGUCAAGAACCUGUUUCGGAGGAUAGCGCAGGCCCUGCCGGGUAUGGAGGGCACCGACACGGCGUCCCAGGUCACCUCGCAGAUGAUCGACGUCAAGACGACUCCACAAAACACCCAGCAAGACGGCUGCUCGUGCUAAACAUGACGACCAUUUUGGAUCGCUGGAAUCAGGUCGGAAGCCGGGGCGGCGUGCGGCAGGCUGGCGGGACGCCUCUUUACGUGUCAUGAGACGAAGACAAAAAUGUGUUGGCGGGCACUGAGGUCCUUCUUCUGGGGCAUGCCGAACAGAUAACGAAAUCCACAUAGUAAUACGCCCUCCCGAGCACCACAUGCAGAUAUGAUGUGGGCUUUCAGAGUGGCACAAUCACGAAUCAUACAGCUUGUUGGUGUACA